Molecule: messenger RNA, 2017 nt
Organism: Astrephomene gubernaculifera
Lineage: Eukaryota; Viridiplantae; Chlorophyta; Chlorophyceae; Chlamydomonadales; Astrephomenaceae
Source: the annotation of a GenBank genome assembly
CUCUAUAUACCUUGUAGGCGGAAAGCUGCUCAAACCAUUGCUUGGCUGAAGUGUAACCUAUUUCUCGGUGUCAACUCAGCGCAUCCUUGCGAACGGCACCUUACCGCUGCACCAAUGGGACGCGAGUGCGCGAGCAGAAGUUGUUUAAGCGAAUAGCCCUGUUGCUCUUUGGUGCCUCUGGGCAGCGUCAGUUGAGCAGUAGUUACCACAUCCUCUCACCGGACAUCGGCUUAACCCAACCCCGAUGUCGCUUGAGGAGGCCCUCAGCCAUGUGGGCACCGGGCCCUUCCAAUGGAUGGUCCUGGGAGUGUGCGGUCUAGCCAACGCAGCAGAUGCUGUGGAAAUCCUGUCUGUCAGCCUACUUGGCGCGGCUGCGGAGCAAGAGUUCAACCUCACCCCACGUCGCACGGGCGCGCUGAACGCCUGCAUCUUCGUAGGCAUGUUCCUGGGCGGCCUCAUCUGGGGGCAGCUGGGCGACGCCAUCGGCCGCCGCCGCGCGCUACUAGCCGCCUGCGCCCUGAAUGCGGGUUUCGGAGCGCUGUCCGCCGCCGCCCGCAGCCUGCCGGCGCUGCUGGUGCUGCGACUGGGUGCGGGGCUGGGGGUGGGCGGCUCCAUGCCGGUGGUGUUUGCGAUCAUGAGCGAGUUCUGCUCGCCCAGCAGCCGCGGCAAGUUCAUGGCCAUGCUUGCAUCCACUUGGAUGUUGGGCUCCCUCUACUCCGCCUCGGCCGGCUGGCUCCUCAUACCCCUCGCCGGGCUCGGCUGGCGAGUGUUCGUACUCGCAGCCUGCCUGCCCGCAGCAGCCGCAGCCGCGCUCACGGCCGUCCUGCUGCCGGAGAGCCCGCGCUACCUGUCGGUCAUGGGUCGCGGUCGGGAGGCGGCGGCGGUGCUGCAACUCGCCGCGAAGAUGAACGGUCGGCGCCUGCCGCCGCAUGCGUUGCCGCCUUCCUUCCACCACCACGAUCAGGACAUUCUAACAGCUGCUGCUGCGGCGGCUGUUGUGGAUACGGCAGUAGCUUCUGAUGCUGUUGCUGUCGCUGUCGGCUCGACAGCUGCUAUAGCAGCAAACACUGUGGGCAGCACCGCUGGACCUGGACCUCAUAGCCUAUCAGAGGCAGUAGCAGUAGCAGUAGCAGCAACCACAGCUUCUCCACCGAUUAAGUACCCGCCUCCCGUUCUUCCUCCUCCUCACCCUCUCCAGCAACCGCACAAUCACCAACACCAACCAAAGCCACCAGCGAUACCGCCAUCCGCCCCUCUCUGGCGCUUCGCCACCUCCCUCCGCGCCGCCGGCUGCCGCAGCGGCCGUGUGCUGCGGGUGCUGCUGCGGCCGCCGCUGCUGCGAUACACGCUGCCACUAGCUGCUGGGUGGGUGGGGCUGUGCGGCGGCUGGUACUGCACGGUGCUGUGGGUUCCGCGCUACUUCGAGCAGCGGGGAGCGCGGGGGCAGGACGUGUAUGCGGAGACCUUUGCCGUGGCGCUUGCGAACCUGCCAGGCAACCUGGCCAGCAUAUGGCUGGUUGACCGGCUGGGUCGCCGCCUCACCGCAUGCGUGUGCAUGGCGGGGGCGUGUGUGGCGGCGCUCAUGUUUGCCGCCGCACCCGCACACGGCGGUUGGCCGUUAGCGGCGGCAUGCGUCUUCAACGGUAUUUCAGUUGGCGGUUGGAACAGCUUGGAUAUGAUUUCAGCAGAGCUGUAUCCCACAUCGCUCCGCUCCUCCGGCUUCGGCCUGCUGAACGCCCUGGGCCGGCUGUCCUCCUUCGCCACCACCUACGCUGCGGGCGCGCUGAUGGAGGGGGCGGCCAGCUGGGCGCCGCUGCUGCUGGCGGCGGUGCUGCUGGCGGCAGGCAGCGCGGCCAUGCUGAGCCUGCCGGAGCCCGCAGGCAAGCCGCUGCAGGAUAGCUUCUGCGAGGAGGACCUGGAGCGGGAGGGGCACCUGCAGGAGGAGCGCGCCAGGCUACUGGAGGCGGGCGGCAGCUGCAGCGGCGGCAGCAGCCUGCGGCAGGCGCUGCGCGGGGGC